AUGGCAGCAACCCCCGCGCCGGUCACGCGGUGGGUCUGCACAGGCCCAACACAGGUUGGAGGGGCGGUGGACGUGGAGAGGAAGACGUACAAUGGCCCGACAGACGUGGCUGUCGAGGAGGCCGUCAUCUACACCGAUGGCGUGCUGACAGACCAGGACGUCCGAUUUGUGCGCGACGAGUACAAGGCCGGCGGCGGAGCAUUCGUGUUCCGAAGCAAGUCCACUUCCCAGUGGCAUGGUCUAACUUGGUGUCUGCAAGAACGCAGCACGGUGGAGGUGGAGUUGAGUGCGAUUUAUCGCGCAAUAGACUACGCCGCCAGCGAUUUCAUUGGGGUCCAGACCAAUGAGACAUUCGGCCGAUUAGUCGUCGUGUCGGAUUGCGUCGCCGCGUUAGCCUACAUACAGGCUGUUCUUUCAUCGUUCGGUCACUACAGGGGCACAAGAGUCGAGCAUAUCGUCGAGCUGACGGAAUGGUUCGAGUCAUGCGGCAAAGAGGUUGUCUUUGAGUGGGUUCCUCGCAGUUCCUGCCAGGGCAACCGAAUAGCGGAUUCACUGGCGACACAUGCGCGCAACAAGGCUGGGGAAGGCUGCGAUUCGUGUACCUGGACCUACGCGAAUGGGCAACUUCUGCCACACCAGUCUUGA
This is a messenger RNA of Fulvia fulva, 645 nucleotides long. RefSeq lists its product as uncharacterized. Bases 1 to 645 code for a protein of 214 amino acids. NCBI's taxonomy places the organism in Eukaryota, Fungi, Ascomycota, Dothideomycetes, Mycosphaerellales, Mycosphaerellaceae. Gene Ontology annotation, molecular function: nucleic acid binding. The transcript has a single exon. The record is from RefSeq and is a predicted model, not a curated record.